Messenger RNA from Mucor mucedo, 3523 nucleotides. RefSeq lists its product as uncharacterized. Gene Ontology annotation, molecular function: RNA polymerase II general transcription initiation factor binding; TBP-class protein binding; RNA polymerase II general transcription initiation factor activity. Gene Ontology annotation, biological process: RNA polymerase II preinitiation complex assembly; transcription by RNA polymerase II. The record is from RefSeq and is a predicted model, not a curated record. The coding region runs from base 65 to 3406 and encodes 1113 amino acids. The transcript has 9 exons. Lineage: Eukaryota; Fungi; Mucoromycota; Mucoromycetes; Mucorales; Mucoraceae. Gene Ontology annotation, cellular component: transcription factor TFIID complex.
AAAAAAAAAAAAAAAAAGAGAGACAUUUGUACAUUUGAUAAGAACUUAUCACCCUAACAAAGAAAUGUCGUUUGCAGGCUACUUUUUCGGAAAUGUGGAUGCACAAGGAAGACUUGAGAGUGAUUUAGACGAUGAUCUCAAAGAGACUCUUUCAAGCGUGGAUGCCGAUGUUAUUUCAAGAAUUUUCAGUGAUGAUACGUUUGGUUUAGAACGAGCUAAGAACAUUGACGAGGACGACGAUGAAGAUGGGACGGAAUCCAUACCAGUGAUACCUACAGCCCAUGCUUCAGACGCUGUCGAUUACUCUGAUUUUGACGAGACCGUACCAGACGAUCAGCAAGAAAAAUACUAUCGACGUGGCAUGGGUAUGAUUCAAAAGAACUUGAAGCGAUCUCGACUUGCUCUUGUCAGUGAUAAUUACGACGAUGAAGAGGAAGAGGAACCCGCCAAACCAACACCCGCACCCGCACCUACACCUACGCCUCCUCCACCUACUAACUUAUCUACCAACGCCACCACCACCACCAUAACCACUACCAGUGUGGACCCUAAUGCCGAGACUAAAAAAAACGUGGAUAUCCAACAGUUAUUUCCUGGUUUCGAAAAGGGAAAGAUCUUGAAGUUUUCAGAACUCUUCAUGGCCAAAAUAAAACGUCCUUCUAAACUGCAGCUCCAUAAAAAAGUUGUGUUUGGUGAUGGAUAUGAAUAUGAAGUGGAACGCGACGAACGUACAUUGUUCUCAAGAGCUAGUAAAUUGGAUCGUCUCCGUGCUGAGCAAGCAAAGGUACCUGUGAAAAGACGUAGGAUCGAAACAUUGAAUGAGAAUAGCGACAGUAGCGAUAGUAUGAGCGAGGACGAAGAAUAUUUACAAGAAUUAGCUGAAAGACCACAUAUGACAGAAGCUUUACCGCAGAUCUUGGAUGAAGAUCAAUUAUAUCACUCUGUCAUGCUGGAUAAAUGGGAGGACGAUAUUGUAUGGGGAGAUGACGAUGAGAUCACUGAAAUGGAAGAUGCACAGCCUGUAGUCAACAAACAUUUAAACAUGCAAUUGGAAGAAGGAGAUUGGUUAGAUGCGAUUAUCUGGGAUAAAGAAAAACCUCCUGCUUCGACGAUGAAAAUUUCGCUUGACUUGAAUGAUCCCAACAUGUUGUUUGACGUUGAAGAAGUAGAAGCAACCAAGGAAUUAUUAAUCGAACCCAAGCAUGUAAAGAAGGGUCGUAAACCACUUCCUAAGCCUAUUCCCAAGAUUCAAAUAUACCACACAGACACUGAACCUCAUAACAAAUUACCAUUGAAUCGAUUUAAUUUAUCCAACGACAAGUUCUAUGAAUCGCAUCUGGCAGGAAGAUUAGUUCGUGUUCGACAAACGUUUGGUCAAUUGGUUGUUCAACACGCUUUACCUGCCUUAAAGUUACAUCCUGCUCUUUACAAGACAAAGCUUUCCAAGGCAGAAUUAAGAUCGUUCCAUCGACCUUUAAUCCAAUUACCAGCGAAUACAGACAUCCAUUUCUCGCGUGUGAAAGCGAGUAAGAAGAAGAAGAAGGAUAAAAAGAAGGGUCAUGUGGAUAUUAUACGCAACACCAAAGAUUUAACAUUGAAGGACAGCACACCCUAUGUGCUUAUGGAAUAUUCUGAAGAACAUCCACCGAUUAUUUCUAAUGUGGGCAUGGGAACUUUAAUUAUUAACUAUUACAGAAAGACAGAACCCAAAGAUGAGUUUGUACCCAAUCUUGAUAUCGGUGAACCUUUUGUGCUCGAUAUUGGUGAUACUUCACCUUUUAUGAAUUUCGGUAAUGUUGAACCGGGUCAAACAAUUUCUGUAUACUAUAACAACUUGAUCCGUGCGCCUUUAUUCCGUCAUGAUGUGAAACACACCGACUUUUUAUUGUUAAAGAGUACAUAUAAAGGUCAUACCAAAUACUACUUACGGGAAAUUCCUGCCAUCUUUACGAUUGGUCAGUCUUAUCCAGUGCAAGAAGUCCCAGGCCCUCAUUCAAGAAAGGUGACGACGACCAUUAAGAACCGAUUGCAGGUGGUUGCUUAUCGUUUGAUUAAACGUAAUCCACUUCAUAGGCUCAAGAUGAACAAGUUGGCGCAAAAGUUUCCUGAAUAUUCAGAUAUUCAAAUUCGACAAAGGUUGAAAGAGUUUUUAGAGUUUCAUCGCCGUAGUAAAGAUGGUGGAGGAGGAUACUGGAAGACACGUGGAGGGGGAGAACCCCCCUCGGAAGAAGAUCUUCGAAAGAUGGUGACACCCGAGAUGGUUUGUUUGUACGAGAGCAUGCUGGUGGGUGAACGCCAUCUUCAAGAUCUGGGUUACGGUGAUGUCAAUGACGACGAUGAAACAGGUGAAGGUGACUCAAAAUUGGAAGUCGAACAACAAUUGGCGCCCUGGUUCUCCACCAGAAACUUCAUCAAUGCGACACAAGGUAAAGCCAUGUUGAAACUCUAUGGCGCAGGUGAUCCGACAGGUCGUGGUGAAGGUUUUAGUUUCAUCCGUGUAUCCAUGAAGGAUAUUUUUUUGCGUGCGGGCGAAUCAGCUGAAGAAAAACUAGCUCAAAUCGAGGCAAGACCCAAGAGUGCACACAGGUAUAAUGUUGCUGAGCAACAACAAAUCUAUCGAGAAGAAAUUGCUCGUAUUUGGAAAGCACAGUUAGAAUCGCUGGGGAACAAGAUCGAACCCAUUCUUUCUGACCAUGAAGAGGAAGACGAAGAAAGAGAUGUUGACCAAGUGGAUAGUCCCUCCGCCUCUGAGUAUGAUUGGGGUCACCAUCGUAAUAGUCACGGGAUGUCACCAUCCCCAGCAACCCCUUCCUACCACCGUAGUCGAUAUGAUCGUGCUACUUCUGAAAUUGAUGAUGAUGAUGUUUCAGUUACGGGUAGUUUAAACUCCAGUUACCAUGUCAACAGUCAAAAUAAAUACUUGAUAAUCCGAAGAUUGAUUGCACCACCUGGCGGAGGUGAAAAAACCUGGCAACAAGAAGUUGUUCGUGAUCCUGUAGUCAUCAAGUCCUACUUGAGACAGAGACAGAUGAUUGAGGAAGAAGCCACAAGUGCUGAGGCUUUGGAACCUACGGAUGAUGAAGAAAAGAAUGCACGUAUGAAGAAACGUAUUCAAGAUCAGUUGGCUAAAUUAAAGAGAAAUGCAGAGCGACGUCGUCAACGCCAAUUAGCUAAACAAGCACAAUUGGCCGAAAAUCCAGUCCUUGGUCUUAUUCGAGGAAAGCGAGAGGGCGCCAUGCGUCGAUGCGGUAACUGUGGACAAUUGGGACACAUGAAAACAAAUAAGAAUUGUCCCAAGUUUUAUAUUAUGAAUGACCCGAAUCGAAUUGCAGAAGACGCAACCACUCCCUCAGAAAACACACCCGGGACUCCAUCCACAUCGGUUGAAACAAUUCCAGGACUCUAAUGUACAUACAUGUAUUUUUCUUUGAAAAGAAAUAAAUACAAAGACCUUUUUUCCCCCUUUUCCUCAUAUCAUCAUGCAAAUGUAUUCAUAUAAAUAAUGAAUGACAUUUUAAAAGUA